UGGCAACCUGAAAGUUGGACGAUGAGUGGCCAGAUGUUUGACCACCACUUCCUUAUUUACAGUGGGAUUUUUUUCCCUUUGGACAUAUAGGCUCUUCCCUCAAAUAUUAAUAAAUAACUCUCUUUUUCCAUUCUGUUUAAUAAUUUUUGCAGACCUGACGUCACUUUCCGCUGACCGUUAUUUUUUAUGGGAAGAGCAAAGUACAUUUGUUGCAUAACCUGUAACGCAAUGAUGUCCAGCGACUGUAAGUUUGUCUUUUUAACCACUUUAGUUAUUUUAUAUUCGUGCUUUUUUGGCGUGAACUCAUUGGAUGUUUUCAGUAUCCCCACAAUCGCCAAAUACUUCAGCACCAAGGGGAGGUACGAGGAAGUGAACCCGCAUCUCAUAGAGGACAUUCUGGCCGUAAACACAUCUAUUAUUCGGCCUCCUUCUCCCCAGUGUCGCGAAAUCACCGCCAUAAUCAGACAUGGCACCAGAUACCCCACGAGCAAAAACGUCUUAAAGAUGCUCGAGUUUUACGACAUAGUCAGAAAGUCCGCGGCCACUUCAGGGGACGAGGGCUGGUUGCGUGAGAUCCGAGAGGAGUGGACCAUGUGGUACACGGAGGACAUGGACGGCCGGCUCGUGCAGAAGGGGAUGGAGGACCACAGGCAUUUGGCGGUGAGACUGUCCAAACUGUUCCCCAGGCUCAUAUCAGAGGAGAAACUCAGAGGAGGGCUCAUCAAGUUCAUCACAAGCUCCAAGCAUAGGUGUGUUAACAGCACCCUGUCCUUCAAGAGGGGACUGACUGAGCUCUGGGGCAUCAAAGACAUGGAGUUUGACCACACGGUGAAUGAUGCUCUUAUGCGUUUUUUCGACCAGUGCACUAAGUUUCUGCAGGAAGUGAGCGACAACCCCUCAGCUUUGUCUGAAAUGGAUGAGUUCAAUGACGGGCCAGAGAUGAUGAGAGUCCGGGAGAAGAUUGCAGAUCGCCUGGGAGUGCCCUAUAGUCACAUUACACAUGAUUCAUCUGAGGCGGCCUUUUACUUGUGUGCCUAUGAAUUUGCCAUCAAAACUGUCAACUCACCCUGGUGUCAGCUUUUUGAUGAAGUCGAUGCACAGGUUAUGGAGUAUUCUAAUGACUUGAAGCAGUUCUGGAAAAGGGCCUACGGCUACGACAUCAACAGCAAAUCCAGCUGUAUUCUCUUCCAUGACGUGUUCAGUCGACUGGACAAGGCAGCCAAUGAAAACCAACGUGGUUCUCCAGUGACUGAAGCUGUGACUAUCCAGAUUGGCCAUGCUGAGACUCUCUUACCUCUCCUUACAUUACUGGGCUUCUUUAAGGACAGUGAACCUCUCAAAUCUGAAAACUACGCCUCUCAAGCCAAACGCUCUUUCCGCACUAGCCAUAUGCUACCGUACGCUGCUAACCUGGUUCUGGUGCUGUAUGACUGUGGAGAAGGGGAGCUCAGACUGCAGCCGCUGCUCAAUGAAAAGACUGUGGUGUUUCCAGGUUUGAGUGACACCCAGAGCUCAAUGCCUCUGUAUGCAGAUGUGAAGGAGAAAUACAAGGAGCUGCUGCAGGGGUGUGACUUUGAGACAGAGUGUCAACUGUUUGAAUAAAAGAAGAAGAAAUAAGACUAUAAGUGUGAAAUAUCUACAAAGUCUCACACUGAUAUUGGACACCAUGUUUUGCUUUGUUUUUAAUUGAGAAAAUGUCCUAUUUGUAAAAUAAAAUAAUUUUGCCACUCUCAAAAA
This is a messenger RNA of Boleophthalmus pectinirostris (great blue-spotted mudskipper), 1737 nucleotides long. RefSeq names its product multiple inositol polyphosphate phosphatase 1-like. The record is from RefSeq and is a predicted model, not a curated record. NCBI's taxonomy places the organism in Eukaryota, Metazoa, Chordata, Actinopteri, Gobiiformes, Gobiidae. Gene Ontology annotation, molecular function: acid phosphatase activity; inositol phosphate phosphatase activity.